UGCACCUCGGCCGCUUCCCGCUUGGCGAGGGGAGUAUUUUCCGUUGCCCUGACAACCAGGCCCCAGCCCGCGUCCGGCGCUCGUCUGGGAGGCCCCGCCUCCUGACCGGGUCAGCUGAUUGCUAAGAAGCCUUGCGGGAGGGGCGUGGCUUAGCAGGCCCGGAGGAGCGCAGCCGUGGCGGCUCGGAACCUCGCCGGUCGCCCUCAGGGCCCGACUACCAGUUCCGUGACUGCCGCUUCGACCGGUCAUGGAUUGCGACGGCUACCACGCAUGCUUGGAUGGGAUAGACUAUGAUGAUUUCCAGUUUGGCUCUCAUCUGAUUGAGCAGAAGGACCUGCUCAUGGAGACAGCUGAAGGCCCAUUCCUCACUAUAAUUGAACAGCCAAAGCAGCGAGGUUUCCGUUUCCGAUAUGGCUGUGAAGGUCCGUCGCAUGGUGGGCUGCCUGGAGCAUCUAGUGAGAAGGGACACAAGACUUACCCCACAGUUAAGAUCUCUAAUUAUGCUGGGCUGGCUAGGAUAGAAGUGGACCUGGUGACUCACACAGACCCUCCACAGGUGCAUGCCCACAGCCUUGUGGGAAAGCAGUGCAAUGAAGCUGGCAAUUGCAUCGUGACAGUGGGCCCAAAGGAUAUGACUGCACAAUUUAAUAACCUGGGUGUGCUCCAUGUGACCAAGAAAAAUAUGAUGGAAGUAAUCAAGGACAAACUGAAGAAGCAGAAGAUGCGAAACAGACUCCAGUCUUUGACAGAAUCUGAACAAGAGGAGAUUGAACAAGAGGCAAAAGAGCUGAAGAAAACAAUGGACCUCAGCAUUGUCCGCUUGCGCUUCAGUGCCUACCUUCGAGACAGCAGUGGAAACUUCACUCUAGCCUUGAAGCCUGUUAUCUCAGACCCUAUUCAUGAUAGCAAGUCUCCUGGAGCUUCAAACCUGAAAAUCUCUCGGAUGGAUAAAACAGCGGGCUCAGUGCGAGGCGGGGAUGAAGUGUACCUGCUGUGUGAUAAAGUCCAGAAAGAUGAUAUUGAAGUGCGGUUUUAUGAAGAUGAUGAGAAUGGCUGGCAGGCCUUUGGGGACUUCUCCCCUACAGACGUGCACAAACAGUAUGCCAUUGUGUUCCGCACACCGCCCUACCACAAGGCCAAGAUAGACCGUCCAGUCACUGUGUUUCUUCAGCUGAAGCGCAAGCGAGGGGGUGACGUGAGUGACUCCAAGCAGUUUACCUACUACCCGGUGGUGGAAGAUAAGGAGGAAGUGGAAAGGAAGCGGAAGAAGACCUUGCCCCAGUUCCCUCAGCACUUUGGGGGUGGCGCGCCCAUGGGAGGUGCUGGUGGUGGAACAGGUGGAUUUGGUGCUGGCGGAGCUGGGAAUCCCUGGCACUCAUCAGGAUACAGUCCUUGCAGCAACAGCAGCAUCUACCUGUCUGGCACCUAUCCUGUAGGCAGCUACCAAGGAGGAAGAGGCAUACAGAUGCCUAGGUCUGCCAGACCAGAGGAGGGUGAGCAGCAGUCCUUAGAAGCUGAGAGCCAGACCUUCAUGGCGGAAAAGCACUAUCUUGAACUACUGCAGCAUGCUCAGGAGUGUAGCUCAUGGAUGCUAAUGCUAGCUCGGCGCAGUGCUCAGGCGCUUCUGGACUAUGCCGUUACUGCGGAUCCACGUAUGCUGUUGGCUGUGCAGAGACACCUAGCAGCCUCUCAGGAUGAGAACGGAGACACGCCUUUGCAUUUGGCUGUCAUCCAUGAGCAGGCAGCUGUGAUUGCACAGCUGGUCCAGGUGGCAGUUAGCAUACCCAAUCAACAGAUUCUCAAUAUUGCCAAUUACUUGCAGCAGACCCCAUUGCAUUUGGCUGUGAUCACCUGUCAGCCCAGGGUGGCUGGUUUCUUGCUGCAGGCUGGUGCAGACCCUACUCUGCUGGAUCGCUAUGGCAACUCAGUAGUGCAUCUGGCACUGCAGUUGGGUGAUGAGGAGAUGCUGAAGACUCUCCUUUGUCACCUUGGCCCCCACACCCUCCACCUCCUUGAGACACCUAAUUAUCAUGGCCUUUUCCCUGUGCACCUUGCUGUGAAGUGCAAGAGCCCAGUCUGUCUUGAACUGCUGGUUGAGAAGGGAGCAGAUGUGAACGCACCUGAGCGGCAGAGCGGCCGGACACCUUUGCAUCUUGCCGUGGAGAUGGAGAAUCUUAACCUGGCCACGUACUUGUUGAAGAAGCUGGGAGCUGAUGUGAAUGCUCAGACAUCUGCUGGGAAUACACCUCUCCACUUGGCAGCAGGGAUGGGUUCCCCAAUUCUUACCAAGAUGCUAAUCAAAUCAGGGGCAGAUAUUCUGUGUGAGAAUGAUGAGCCUGUCUUGGCUCCCUCGCCCAUCCCAAGCAGUGAUACUGAGCUGGAGCAGGAAGAGGAGGAGUGGCUCAUGGAGCUCGGAGAGGCGUCCUCAGAUGCCCUGGCUGAGCAAGAUGCGGACUGCAUUGGUGAGCUGAAGGGCAAGCAGCCUGGCACAUGUGAGCCAAAGCAGCGCCGGGGGCACACACCAAUUGACUUGACUUCUAGCCAAAAGGUGCAGGAGAUACUGCUGCAAGCCUCGCUGCAGGGCCCGGAAGGGGAGCAACCUUCAGCUGCUCCAGCUUCUAGGCAAGGGAGUGUCCUGUCUCUAAAUAACGACACGCUCCAGAGUCUGGAGCAGCUCCUGAACCAGGACUGCCAAGGGGCAGACUGGGCAGAAUUGGCCAAGAGACUGGGUCUCUGCAGUCUAGUGGAGACUUACAAAGGCACAGAGUCUCCCAGUAGGAGACUCCUGGUGAGCUAUGAGCUUGCUGGUGGCAGCCUAAGGGGACUGCUGGAAGCCCUUGACUCUAUGGGACUGACAGAGGGAGUGAGGCUACUGCAGAGACCAGAGACUUUUGUCAAGCUGCACAGUACAGAGCUAAAGGAAGACAGUGCUUAUGGGAGUCAGUCAGUGGAAGAAGAGCCAGCAGUCCUGCCUGAGAAGCUUCAACCCACCUCCUCGCUGGAGCCGCCACCUUCUCUCUUGCCUCACGGCCAGCAGGAGCAAGUGCACUGAUCCUAGAGGAGGAGGUGGAGCCUGACUUGACUGUAGGGAGGAGGGUACUUCCAGCACAUGCGUCUUGGAUCCAGGGCUCCAGCGUCAGUAGCUGGGGAUGCUGUCCAGAGCCUGCCACAGCUCUGAUUGCAAUGGUUGGUCUGUCAAAGGUGGGACUCUGCUUCUGUUAUUUCAGCCUGUCUUGUAGUCACCAGACCUGGCCCAAACAUUGGGGAAGUGCUAUGUGAUUGCUUUUGUUCGGCUGUCUUUUGUCAGGCUCUGGCCCAAGCCUGAUCAGGACCAGGCUCGUCUCUUCUUGUGACACUGUGCUCCCCUACAUCAGCCACAUUUUCGGUGAUGGUUAGAAUUUGUUGGGCAAUGGAUGCUAUUUUCUUAUGAGCUUCUGCAACUCCUCCCCCCCAAAAAAAAAUCUGUCUCCUUUUUGUAAGUCCUAUUGAUUCAUGUGCCUUCUACUUGAGAACUGAUGGCUCCUUGUCUUGUGGAACUAAGCUUUUCAACUGCAGCUUGGCAAAAUGUGUUUGGACUAAAGAAACGCAAAGUCCCAAGAAACACCUAUAUGAAGUAGGGCAGCUUCAUGAAGUAGGGCAACAGCCCUUUCAGAGCCUUUUGAACAGGUCCAUUGCUUAGUCCUGUUAUCCAGUUUGGAUUUGAGUAAACCCUGAUAUAAUGGAUCAUCUUGGCUAUUCCCUUAAAUGCAAUUUUAAUAGCCUAGCAACAGAUGUCCAAUCUGCACAUUACUUACAAGUGAUGAAAGGUACCUUUCUGAGAAUGGUGCUACUGUCAGUAGGCAGCCUCCAUAAAUGAAGAGAGAUGGCCUGAGCAUUGGUCACUGCAGACAGUUGCGUUCCCUGUUCAGAGGUAUCUUUUGUUACUCUGUCUGUGAGACGGGGAAAGCUUUUAAUGUGUGCGCCUAGUAGUCCCAGUGAUGGUAAAUUUCCCAUUGAGGAACAGAGCUUGUACCAACUCUUGCUCACAAUUUCUAAAUGGUUGUUGAGCAGCUAAAGCUUUGAGGUAAUCAUUUUCAGUUGUGAAUCCAUGCUGGUGUAUUGCCAGGAGUCGUCUAAGCUGAAACAUCCAGCCUUUACUCAAAAAACUCCCAAUUUUGUGAUGGAAAUAAAUGAUGUAAAUUUGCAUGUA
This is a messenger RNA of Rhineura floridana, 4189 nucleotides long. It is a transcript of the gene NFKB2, whose product is annotated as nuclear factor kappa B subunit 2. The coding region runs from base 248 to 3052 and encodes 934 amino acids. The record is from RefSeq and is a predicted model, not a curated record. The transcript is spliced from 23 exons. Lineage: Eukaryota; Metazoa; Chordata; Lepidosauria; Squamata; Rhineuridae. Gene Ontology annotation, cellular component: cytoplasm. Gene Ontology annotation, biological process: regulation of transcription by RNA polymerase II; canonical NF-kappaB signal transduction; response to cytokine. Gene Ontology annotation, molecular function: RNA polymerase II cis-regulatory region sequence-specific DNA binding; DNA-binding transcription factor activity, RNA polymerase II-specific; protein binding.